Molecule: messenger RNA, 621 nt
Organism: Alternaria atra
Lineage: Eukaryota; Fungi; Ascomycota; Dothideomycetes; Pleosporales; Pleosporaceae
Exons: 2
Coding region: 1-621 (206 amino acids)
Source: RefSeq, a predicted model, not a curated record
AUGAAGCCUAGAUCUUUCGUCGCAUACCCCUUCGCAACCAUCGCCCUUCUCCUUGCCACCUCUGCGCAAGCUCGCCCCUUCGAGAGCAUCAUCCAGUCGUUCAGCAUCCUCAACAAACAGUCGCCCCUUCGAGACUACAUCAUGGGCAACCCCGAGGAACAGGUGUCAACCGGCGUCAUCAUAUCCGAUGUCAUCGGCAAGACACAGAACAUCGCCAUCUUCAGCGGCCUGACGAGGGACAUCGACACAGUCUCCGGACGACUAGAGAACGCCUCACAGAAUGCCACGGUGCUGGCACCGAACAACAGCGUCAUGCGCGACCUGAAGAGGAAGCCAUGGGAAGAUCCUGAAGAUUAUGACACCUUUGGCGCGGACGCAUACGAAGGUGCCGGCGGGCAAGACCGGGCGCGGGGCAACCUUAAGCGCUUCGUGCAGCGACACAUCAUACCGGAUAGUCCAUGGGAAGAGGGCAAGAAGGUCAAGACGCUUUCUGGCAACGAGAUCUGGUGGGAGUCCAAGGACGGCCAAAAGAAGAUCCAGCCCGCCAACGUUGUAGUCACGAGCAUAGCCGACAAAGUUUCUAAUGGCGAAGUUUGGGUUCUCGAAGGCUCUCUCGCAUAA